Messenger RNA from Aspergillus brunneoviolaceus CBS 621.78, 714 nucleotides. RefSeq lists its product as uncharacterized. Bases 1 to 714 code for a protein of 237 amino acids. The transcript has a single exon. The record is from RefSeq and is a predicted model, not a curated record. Lineage: Eukaryota; Fungi; Ascomycota; Eurotiomycetes; Eurotiales; Aspergillaceae.
AUGACCACCAACAUGGCCCCCGCCGCCCUCAACGUCCUCUACUACUUCCAGAAACAAGAGCUGAAGCUCGACUUCAACUCUCCCGACCGUGCGCAAGCCUACCAGAACCUGAACCGAGAAGGUCGCAUCUACGCGACGGAGCCGACGGCCGUGUACCUGCCGCUCACCCCCUCGAUGGCCUACCUGCGCGACAGCCACAACGGACUAGUGAUCGGGUUCACCACGGGCGCAGAAGCCAACCGAUGGUGUCAGACAGCCGUGCUGGGCCGGCUGCAUUGUCCCAGCACCCCGCAUGAGGUGCGCAUUCGGCGCGCCUGGACCGACGAGGCCCUGGACCAGCAGUUCCAGAUGCAGCAGUUUCCGCUCUUCAUGCCGGCGCAGGGAGAGGCGCCGCCCUCCCCGCCCCCGUCCGCUCACUCCGCCACCAGCAGUACCAAGCGACAACCGCUGACCCCAGGCUCACCCCCUCACGCACCGCCGACAUGGAGCCCCGAGGCACCACCUACCCAGCCGGCCAAGGCAAAUAGUCAACCAGGGAGCUAUCGGGGCACCAGACAGACCAUGUCGAUGCAGCUUCCGCCGUCGACCGCCGCGCAUCUACCCGGGCCGAUGUCUUCACAGCUCCUGCCCGCCCCGUUGACCAUCGGGACACAGGAGCGCCCACCCGCAACGCAGGGGAUUGAACGACGGCCACGAGCGAGCAGCUUCUACUAA